UUAUUAUUGUUAAGGUUAACCCAACAACUUAGUUUAAUGCUUUAGCGCUCGCGUAUCUUUUUUUUGUUAAUAUUUUUUGUUGUAAGUCAAGUGUGUGCGACACAGCGACACACACAUAACGGAAGCCAGAAGAUGCUGCGCCUACUACUCGCCAACUGCAGUCGCAGCGACUUGCUCAGCCGCCGCCUGCAGAACGCCAAUCGCCUCUUGCGACAGCAUCAACACACGCUGCUGCGACCCAAGGCAGCGCCGUCGACUGCGACGCCGCCGUCGAGUGCAGCGCGCGCAUUGCAAACGACGCGCGCCCUGCUCCUAGGAGGCGCCACUCUCGCCGGGGGCGUGGCCGUGCGCAGCUGGUGGGCGACAGCACACUGCGAGGCAGCAGCGGGCUCGGGGGGAAAUCGCCUCGCGGGCGUCAUUCAGCAUACGCUGCAGCAGGAGGAACAGCACUUCGACUGGCGACGCUUCUGGUCCUAUUUGGAGCCACACACCUGGGAGCUGAUUGGUGCCAUCUGUGCGGCGCUGAUCGUGGCGUUCAUCAACAUACGCAUACCCAAUCUGCUGGGGGAUCUGGUCAACACGCUGGCCCGGUAUGCCAACACCUAUGUGAUGGACCCCAUUCACAACUCGUUUGUGAAGGACGUGAGCAAGCCGGCAAGCAAUCUGCUCAGUUUAUACAUGCUGCAAUCGGGCUUCACCUUUGUGUACAUCUAUCUGCUGAGUCGCAUUGGCGAACAGAUGGCGGCGAAGAUGCGACAGGAUCUCUUCAAGCAGAUCGUGCUCCAGGACAUUUCGUUCUUCGACGAGAAUCGCACCGGUGAACUCGUGAAUCGCCUCACAGCGGAUGUGCAGGACUUCAAGACCUCAUUCAAGCAAUUCGUGGCGCACGGAUUGCGCAGCGCAGCACAACUGAUCGGUGGCAGCAUCUCGCUCUUCAUGAUCUCGCCCCACAUGGCGGCGAUUGCGUUGGCCGGCGUUCCUUGCGUCGUCAUGUUCAUGACGUACCUGGGCAAAAAGCUGCGAACCCUAAGCAAAAACUCCCAAGCGCAGGCGGAACGCGCCACGGGAGUUUGCGAGGAGGCGCUGUCCAACAUUCGCACCGUGCGCAGCAGCGCCUGCGAAUAUCGGGAGCUGCAGCUGUUCGAGCAGGAGACGAACGAGGCGGCACGAUUGGCCCAGGAGCUGGGCCAUGGCAUUGCCAUCUUUCAGGGUCUGACCAACUUUUUCCUCAACACACUGGUGCUCUCCACGCUCUUCAUGGGCGGCCACCUCAUGUCCACCGAGAGCCUCACGCCGGGCGCCCUAAUGGCAUUCCUCGUCGCCUCGCAGGGCGUUCAACGCUCCUUGGCCCAGGGAUCGGUGUUGUUGGGCACCAUGAUUCGUGGCAUGAGCGCCGGGAGUCGCGUCUUUGAGUUCCUCGCCAUGCAACCGAAGGUGGAGCUACUCCGUGGCUAUGUCAUACCCCCGGAGCGACUCCAUGGCGAAAUACGCUUCGAGAACGUCUCGUUUGCCUACCCGAUGCGACCAGAGCAGCUCGUGCUGAAGGACUUCAGCUUGACGCUGCGACCGGGACAAACGGUGGCUUUGGUCGGCGCCAGCGGAUCAGGGAAAUCAACGAUAGCUGCGCUGCUGGAACGCUUUUACGAACCCACCGCGGGCAACAUCAAGAUCGAUGGCUACAAGCUCGCCGACAUCUCGCCGUAUUGGCUGCGCGCCAACGUGCUCGGUUUCAUUGAACAGCAGCCGGUGCUGUUUGGCACCAGCAUACUGGAGAAUGUGCGCUAUGGCAAACCGACGGCGAGUCCCGACGAUGUUUACGCCGCCUCGAAGUUGGCGCAAUCGCAUGACUUUGUGACCGCCCUGCCCGAUGGCUAUGACACCAAUGUGGGUGAGCGGGGCACACAGCUGAGCGGGGGGCAGCGACAGCGCAUUGCGAUCGCUCGGGCGCUGGUGAAGAAUCCGCGUGUGCUGAUCCUCGAUGAGGCGACGAGUGCGUUGGACGCCACCAGCGAGGCGGAGGUGCAAAAGGCCCUCGACACUGCCGUGCAGAAUCGCACCACAUUGGUGAUUGCCCAUCGACUGUCCACCAUCCGCAAUGCCGAUCUGAUUGUCGUCCUCGAUCAAGGACGCGUCGUCGAGACCGGCAAGCAUGACGAGCUUAUGGCCAAGCGUGGCCUGUACUUUGAGCUAGUGCGUCAGCAGGAGCGACGCGAGAUCCAGGAUCAAGUGCAGGCGGCCGAAGAGGUGUUGUCAACUGCCACGACGGUGACUGCGACUGCAACGCCGUCGACAAAAACAACAACAACGCCGCCAGCAACGACGACGACAACAACAACAACAACUACGCUGCCGCAAGGUUAAAAAAAAACAACAGAGUUUAGAGCAAUGUGACGAAAAUACAUAUGAAUUCCCUGUACAUAAUUUUUUAUUUAUUUUUACAAACUAUUUUUAUUUUAUUUUUUUGAUUGCUAAGUGGAAAUUGUAAUGCAAAUUAGGCAAAUGGAAGCGAAUUAGUUGAUGUUUAAUAAAUGAGAAUACUUGUGUUGAUUUAUGUACACAA
Messenger RNA from Drosophila albomicans, 2560 nucleotides. Its product is annotated as mitochondrial potassium channel ATP-binding subunit. NCBI's taxonomy places the organism in Eukaryota, Metazoa, Arthropoda, Insecta, Diptera, Drosophilidae. The coding region runs from base 133 to 2361 and encodes 742 amino acids. Gene Ontology annotation, cellular component: membrane. Gene Ontology annotation, molecular function: ATP hydrolysis activity; ATP binding; ABC-type oligopeptide transporter activity. Gene Ontology annotation, biological process: transmembrane transport. The record is from RefSeq and is a predicted model, not a curated record. The transcript has 6 exons.